CAGGAGCUGACUUCCUAUGACACCGCCCAGUGGUCCCCGAAGCGCUCAACAAGGGAUAAGUUGGUAGACUGCUGUCAUGGUUACCUCGAGGAAGGUGAAGCGACUGUCCUCGAAAAGCAGCAUCAAGACGAGACGGUGACGGCAUGUCAUCUUCGCGAUCAGGUUGCUAGCCUCCAGGAUCAGGUCGAUAGCCUUCAGGAUCAGGUCGCUAGCCUUCAGGAUCAGCUAGCUCGACGAACAGGCGAGAUCGAAGAAGCCAGAAGCCUCGUUGUGAAACUGUAUGAAGAGACGGCAAAUGCCUACCCGCCUUUGAGCGACCUUAAUCACAAUGCCCGACUGUCUCUGCUGGUUCAGAUGUUCUUUGCUUCGCAAAACAACAAGAUAGCUGAACUGGAAUCGCGAAUUCAGGAAGGCCAGAGUCAAGAGGCUAAAUUACAAGCGGGCAUCAGUCGUCUUUGCGAACAGUUGGAGGAGGCUGUUGAGGCCGGGAAGGCUUUAAGCGAAGACCGAAGAGAACUCAUCAGUCUUAUCAUAACCCUAACGAAGCAGGAGCAAGAGGAGGAUGAGCUGGUGGAAAUAGAGCACACGCUAUGCAGUAAACCGCAAAGUCCUGUUGCGGCUCAUGAGCAGUUCCCGGGCUGUGACAACAAACGUCUGGCUGGCUUGAUGGAAGGAGUCAAUAACAUCAAGUGGCAAGCCGGUCUGUCGCAGAAGAUAACGGCAGCCGUAGUCGCCAGGCUGACCAACUGGGCAAACGAUUUGACUGCAAAGUCGGCGUUUGCUCAAGCAGCAACAGAAGAAAAGCUGAGCACAACUCAGUCCGACUUGGCCAAGUUGAUGGAACAGCUAGCAGAAGUAAAUGCUAACCUGGAUGACAGUAAGCGGGAAGUAGAAGAGUUACAGAAGAAGCUCAAUGCAUCUGAAGCUGAGAAAUUGAGACCAUCUGCCGAGGACGCAAAUGAACAGUUCCGUCUUCCUACUCCACCACCAGCAGUAAGUGAAGCAGAUUGGAGAGCUGCCACUCCCGAUGUUUCCCUAGUUGAUGCCUGGAGUCAGGGCCGAACAGAUGAGAAGACAGCACUUCGCCACACUGAAGACGCCAGUUCGGGAACAGAACCGGAUGAAAACACCCCUCUAUUGGAGAGCUUUACCGAAGCGCGGUCUGAUGUCAUGCUGCACACCGCGAACGCCGACGAUUUUGGGCCGUACACGGCCGUGUCUGGUCAAACUGAGUCUGUCGCGACACGUAGCCCUGAGGAAGACCAGGUUGUGCAUCCGGUUAUUGAACCAGUUCUUACAGCAGAAGCGUCUGCGCCAAAGUUGGGUGUUGCUCCACCUUCCCAGGAGACCGAGGUCAGUUUAAUGACUGCACCGGAGACAGCUGCGGAGCUGAAAAGUGCCAUUUCGUCUUUGAAAGCUCAACUGGAGCAGGCAGACGUAGAGCACCAGGUAGGGGUGGAACUCCUGAGGGGCCAGCUGUCAGCCGCUCUUGAUCGUCUCAGAGGCCUACAGGUCGUGCAGUCUGCGUAUCAGACUGAUCUCCAGCAACUGAAGACGGUGCUGGCCUUGAAGACCAAACAGGAGGAGGAGCUGAACCGCACCAUUGCCUCCAUGAAUGAACGCGUGACAGAGCUGGUAGGUCAGGUAGAUGGCCUGAGAGCAGAGUGCCUUGCGAAAGACUCCGAAAAGACGGAUGUCCUGAUUGAGUUGGAGGCUAUGCGCGAGGCCUAUAGACGUGUCACCGCCGACCGAAAGGCUACGAUCCUCAAUGAGGUAUCUGACUCAAGCGAGGGUCAGCCUGGUGUGACGGUUGAGACCGACGAAACUCUGCCCUGGAAUCCCUGUUGCGUGUCAGCUGUCAGUUUUAUCGCAGCCGUGGCUCAGGGAGAACCCAUGCAAUUCAACCUCAUCCGUGACCUGGCCUACUCGGAAGCCUGUCGCGUGCGACUUGCGGGUGCACUGGUGGCCGCCGAACAACAGGUAGGCGAAUUGAAGGCUCUGCUUGAGUCUCUGCAGAUGGAGGUGGAGUUAAAGCACGCAGAGAUCGCUGACAAGAAUAGACAGCUGAUUCUGCUGGAUGCUGAGACGAACAUAAGGAUGCCGACCGACGAGGGCACUGACCUUUAUCCAUCCUCCCAGGAGCCGGGCGGUGAUACCCGCAGUUCUGUCAGUGUAGAGCCGCCAGUGGGUACCAACGGUAAGAAGCCGCAUACGCCUGACUCUCUGAGGCCUACAGCUGCCGCCUAUAAG
Messenger RNA from Dibothriocephalus latus, 2250 nucleotides. The record is from the annotation of a GenBank genome assembly. Lineage: Eukaryota; Metazoa; Platyhelminthes; Cestoda; Diphyllobothriidea; Diphyllobothriidae.